AAUGAAGUCAUGUUAUUCGAGACACACGUAUACAAUGAUAUGGGAAAACACUGGGUACUCCGUUGCCGAAAUUCCGUAUAGUACCGUGACAUCAAGACGCCUGUGAUUCGUAGUUACCAUAGUAUAAAAUAAAGUAGCGGGAAUGCUGCUGCUCAGAUAUUGCUAAGCAGUCGAUCGAUGUCAAAAUCCAGCGAGUUGAGUCAACAGUCAAAAUGAUGGUGAAGAUGAAUAUUUUUACGGUAGUGGCUUUUGUGUUACUCUUGGUACAAAUGAUCAGUGGAUUACCAUCAUCGAAAGAAUCUGCUGAAGCAAUUUGUCAACUUCCCGAGGUUCGAGGUUUUUGUAGAGCUCUUAUGCCCAGAUGGAGGUACAACUCUUCCACCAAACAGUGCUAUCAGUUCAACUAUGGCGGUUGUGGGGGAAAUGAAAAUAACUUCCGUACUGAAAAAGCCUGUAAGGACAAAUGUUCAGGUGUAUAGUCGAACACGUGACCAUUGGCCUCCUAAAUGAAGCUACAUUUGUGAGGAUAUGUAUAAAUGUACAAAGUUUAGAUUGUUAGAUUUUUGUUUAUUUAAAUUAUUUUUGAACUUAUUUUGUUACAUAAUUUAUUGUUCACAAUAAAAUAUUAUCCAUACCCAUAUUUUUCCAAUAAUUCCUGAUGCAUUGUAAAUUGCAUUUCA
Phaedon cochleariae (mustard beetle) is the source of this 680-nucleotide messenger RNA. NCBI's taxonomy places the organism in Eukaryota, Metazoa, Arthropoda, Insecta, Coleoptera, Chrysomelidae. The record is from the annotation of a GenBank genome assembly.